This is a messenger RNA of Ectocarpus sp. CCAP 1310/34, 1031 nucleotides long. The record is from the annotation of a GenBank genome assembly. Lineage: Eukaryota; Phaeophyceae; Ectocarpales; Ectocarpaceae.
GUCCGUUGCUAAGCAUUGCGAGCAUGGGCCGGGCAACAGUAGACCCACAACAGGCGCAGAAGGCUUGCGAUGCGGUCCGCAGUGGUCAGUUGUCUCUCAGGGCUGCUGCCAAGGCCUACGGGGUGAACAAGGACGCGCUCUCGCGACGUUUGAGCGGUGCUAUGGCCAUGGAUGCGAGGGUUGGCCCCGAGACUGUGCUGAGCAAGGCGAAAGAAGAUGCGGUGGAAGAUGCGUUGAUCUACGCUUCUCGACACUUCCUGAGUUUCGGUCGGCAGCAGCUCAUAGAUGCGGUGCGAGUGCUCUGCCUCGACGGACGCCCGGUGCCCAGGGACUCAGAUAAGGGCCCGGGGCGCAGCUGGCUUGACGGCUUCAUGGCGAGGCACCCGGCGUUGUCGGAGCGAACAACUCACAUUUACGAGCCAAACCGGAUCAAAACUGCCUGGAUCAAUCCCAUUUUUUUUUUCUACGUAGACAUGAGUUCAAGCAGAGCGUGUACGAAAAAAACCAGGCCUUGAAACGCCUUAGAUCUCGCCCAAUCACCACAUCUUUAAAGUGUCUCUUAACGGGGGCAGAGGUGUUUUUCGCCGUAUUAUCCCGGAACAAUUACGGGUAUAACAGGAGCCAUAUCUUCCCAGCAGCUUCGAUUUUUUGUUUGUUUUUUUCUUAGGAGGUAGCCUGUGAUGUUAGCUAUCGUACGAUAUCUCGACAUCAAUAAUAUUCGUAAUUGGUACAUUUUUUUCGCUCUACACUUUUCAGUGUAUUUUUUCGUACAACUACAACCAACCGUCCAGGGUCACCAGGAGGGGGUAAACACAAGGACUUUUUUCUUCUUUUUACUUGGUAUUUCUUUUCGUGCCCCACCUUCCUCCUGCGGUGCGUGCUGAUUUUUUUUUUUAUCGCGAGAAAGGUCCAGCCGUCCCUGUCCCUCGUCAACGGUGCUAACGUCGAAGUUUGGUACUCACGAGAGCUUGUCAGCUACAUUUCGCUUUCACCCGCACAUUUCGUAAAAUUUUCACCCCAUGCGGAUUAGA